ACCCCCGUGCGGGCACUUUCGUGCCCGGGAGCCCGACACGCCCCGGACCGCCCCAUGGAUCCCCCCUCUCUUAUCGCCGCUGAAUCACGGGCUUUUCCAUCGUCCAUCCAGAUCCAGCUAGCCUCGGCUAGAUUCGGCCUUCGGAGGUAGAGGUCCUCUCACUGAAGUCUCAAUCCAGUCGAUCGACGCCGGCGGCACCCGUUUCUCGGCACCCGCCUGUAUCCUGUCGCGCGAUUCGUCGCGAGUCUACAUUCUGUAUGACAAUGCGAGGGCUGCACCACCGGCGAAUCUCCAUGGCCGCUCGUGGGUAUAAUAUAUGGCAAGUACGUGUCGCAAACGGGAAGAAGGAAAGGAGGGAGUGCCCAUUUGGACGCGCUGUCGGAUGCUGCCUCUGCUUAGGAGAGCGUUAACCGGGACAGCAAUAUGUGCGAGUGACGCACGCCGAGGAAACGACGGCGAGCGCGAGAUCGAUAUCUCGCGCGACGCUUCCGUUGCCAGAGAAACUCUCGUAGCACUCUCAGCGCUGUACAGCGUAAAUAUUCGCAAAGGUCGCGGUCAAGGAGGUAGGAUGUCGAGACGGGAAGGAUCGCGCGAGGACGAGCCAUCCUGGCGGCGUAGAGCGUACGAAAGUCACCGUUCCAGAGUGAAGACAGCCAAACCGACAGUAGAUGUGAACCCGCCACAGGGCAGACCUCACGUAUUCUUCAACGCGAAGAAAUCGCAACUGGAACGCGAACGACAGACACGGAUCCUGCGGGAUAACUUUAUCCUGCUGAAGAAACUCCGCGAGAUUAUGCAUCGAAAGAAGCAACGCGGCGCAGAAGACACGCAACGUGUCCAAUGGCAGGAAUCUAGAUGCGUGAGGACUCGGUAGAGAGGUGGAGCAUUGAGACAGGACGCUUUUCUAUCGUAAAUUACACACGACUCUGUCUGUAUUUAUAUUAUCUAUCAAUAUAACGCCAGAGUAGCCAGAGUAACUUAUGUGUAAUUUUCCGGUUUGCGCUGGAAACCUUGUAAAGGACGAUACAUUUUCGCCUCGAUAGAUUCACGUGCGCUCCUGUCGUGUCUAUUUUUAAUACAUUUCUACGUUAAUAUGUGUAAAAAAUGCGAUUGAAAAAGGGAUCUGCCUUUUUCUCUCGCUGUCGCAACUGUACGCAACUGGAAUAUAUGCUGCUCCCAAGAA
Molecule: messenger RNA, 1183 nt
Organism: Harpegnathos saltator (Jerdon's jumping ant)
Lineage: Eukaryota; Metazoa; Arthropoda; Insecta; Hymenoptera; Formicidae
Exons: 4
Coding region: 317-874 (185 amino acids)
Source: RefSeq, a predicted model, not a curated record